UAACAUCAGGCGGCCCAAAAGCCUUCACAGAAUAAACCCUGGGCCUCCGACCGCCGCCCCUCUCCUCGUCCUCCUCGCCGUCCUCCUAACCCAGGCGCCGCGCCGCCGCCAUGUCGAAGAAAGGAGGCAAAAAGGCCGCGGCAGGCGGCGGCGAGAUGUCCCGCUUCCUGCAGCCGCACCUCCAGACCAUCACGGACACCCUCCAGAUGAUGUCGGAGGCGGCUCCCGGUGGACUGGAGCGGACGGAGUGGUCAGAGGUCGUCGCGCUCGGCGAUGUGGUUUCCAGGCAGGCCACCGUCGCUGGGAUGGUCUGGAGCGGAGACUUGCCUGGUGUGGAAACGCUUAAGGAGAACAUUGCUGCGUAUUUCAACGUCCUGCAGGGUUUCCUUUUGGCUUGCCAUGGAAGCACGGUCGGUGCUGGUCCUACUCUUCACAAGUAUAUCACUAGUUCUGCAAAGGGCGUGGUGGAUGCCAGCUUCUCGUUGUUCAAGCUAGCUGUUUCUGCCUAUGAAUCUGGCAGUCCUGACCGGAAAACAAUCAUACCUCCAGUGACAGGAACUGUAUGGGAAGCUUGUCUUGCUCUUAAGAAGGUGCCUGCAACCAACUGUAUCGCCAUAGGGCGAGCUAUGACGCUGAUAUGUGUAUGUCUGAAGGAUAUCCUGCGCGAGAUGAAAGAACUCCCGCUUGGUGAUGAUACCAAAGCUGAAAAAUCUUCCAACGGAGAUGUCGCCAUGAGCUUUUCAGAUAAGGAUGAAUCAUUCUCUGAUCUUGAGGAAGAUGAAGGCUUCACUGAGGAGGAGAUAGCCGUUGCCAAGUUGAUUAUCGCUGUUACAGCAGAUUCGCUUGACGCGGUGAAAGAAACAAUCCGUUUCGUCACUAGUUUGCUCAAGAGCUCUGGCAACCAAAGCGGUGCUGCUGAGGACAAGGUGGAGUCCAUGGAGAAUUUGCUGAGCCACUGCAGGGACGUUGCUGACCAGGUUAACGAGCUUGGGGCCUCCGUGUAUGCACAAGACCUGUCUGAAAUGAAGUCAGCCAUAAAAAGACUGUACGUUGGCAUCACAGGGAUGUGCCAGGAAAUAGCGGGCCUCGGUGGCUCGCCCAAGAAUGCCUAUGCAGCCUUCAGUGGAUUUGAGAAGUCGUUGAAAGCUCUUGAGGAAGAGAUAGGUGAGGAUGUCGUGGACGAAAUGAAAAAUCUUACCAUCAGCCCAUCCUGAUUGUGGAAGUAGAAGACUUCUUUUAUGAUAUACCCUCUAGUUUGUAGCAGUGUUCUGAUGUGUCUUCUCUAGUUGGAGUUAUGAAGCUUGUGUUGUUGAACCAAACGACGAGUGCAUAGUUCUUUCCGGUGAACAAGAGAAUGCUUAGUGCUUAGUGUGGUGUUGGAAUUCCUGUUGUGUUAAAGGCAGUAUGACUAGUUGUAAUAUAUACAAGGUUGGUGCUACAUAAUUUUUGGGUGCUGUAAUAUCUAAGGUUGGUUCUAGAUGAA
Messenger RNA from Aegilops tauschii subsp. strangulata, 1483 nucleotides. RefSeq lists its product as uncharacterized. Gene Ontology annotation, cellular component: nucleus. The record is from RefSeq and is a predicted model, not a curated record. Lineage: Eukaryota; Viridiplantae; Streptophyta; Magnoliopsida; Poales; Poaceae.